Molecule: messenger RNA, 990 nt
Organism: Akanthomyces muscarius
Lineage: Eukaryota; Fungi; Ascomycota; Sordariomycetes; Hypocreales; Cordycipitaceae
Exons: 3
Coding region: 1-990 (329 amino acids)
Molecular function (GO): protein binding
Source: RefSeq, a predicted model, not a curated record
AUGAGCUCACAUAUCGUCGCUCCCACCACCCUCAUACACCACAAAGGUAUUGUCAUAAUGAAUGCCAAUCCGGAAAAGGCCAGCACGGAGUCCUUGAUUCUUGAAAGGCUCCCAAAUGAAAUCCUAGUCACCAUUCUUGACCAUCUGCCCUUGAAAGAGUUGCUCAAAGCGACCAUUAUUUGCCGCCAAAUACAUAUACUGGCAGUCCACACUCUCCAACUGCGUCUUCGUGCUGUCUCAUCCAUUCCAAGCCACGAGCUUAUCCUCGAGUGCUACCACCCUAGUCUCAAAAUAUCAACGCCAUACCUGUCCUGCCGCUAUCUCGGUACCCGCCACCCUACAGACUGCGAAGAUGACUGCGCCGCACAGAAAGACUGCUCAGACCUCCACCACGUCUGUCAGCUCUAUGCGUCUUUCCGCCCGGUCGUAACCGAGGAGAACCGCCGACGACGCUUCCGCAUGGUCUGGCCGGUGUCGGUGCAGGGGGGGGCACCCGCCGGCUUCGACAGCGACGACGAGGUCGCGACGCAGGAUCUGCACCUCGACAACGGCGAGCUUUUCUCGCAGCUCUGCGUCGCGCUCAACCUCGUCACGCUGGGACGUCACGCCGGUGUCUUUGUCAGCCACUACAACAUGAGCGAACACGUCGUGCGCGUCUUCCGGCACUGGCUGAGUGACAUGGCGGCAGCGGGCAGCAGCAGUGGCGGGCAGCCCUGGAACGCAGCUGCCAAGAUCCCGAUCGCGUCGGACCGCAUCCUCUGGGUGGACGCGGCCAGGACUAUCGGACUGCGCUUUCAUGUUUCGGUCGGCCCGGCAGAGAGGAUGCCGCUGCUCUCCGGCCAGGAUGAGGACCCCGCCGUAUCUUAUGGACUGGCGUACGAGGAGCUGUUAAUUCGCUCCACGAGUCUGCUAAUGGCCGUUGAGGCAUCCACAAGCAAGGAGCUGGAGCCAUCCCGAAACUCCAUUAUUCUGUCUUCCGCGCCCACCUAA